Molecule: messenger RNA, 2734 nt
Organism: Prosopis cineraria
Lineage: Eukaryota; Viridiplantae; Streptophyta; Magnoliopsida; Fabales; Fabaceae
Product: lysM domain receptor-like kinase 3
Exons: 12
Coding region: 192-2024 (610 amino acids)
Biological process (GO): protein phosphorylation; innate immune response
Molecular function (GO): ATP binding; transmembrane receptor protein kinase activity
Source: RefSeq, a predicted model, not a curated record
CAAAGCUUUGAUGGAAUUAGCCAGUUUGGUUGGACGCUCCAAAUUUUCUUCCUCUUUCUCAUUCCCCAUUAAAAAGGAAAAAAAAAAUCUAAAAAGCCUUAUUCUUUUUUUAAUUUAUCUUUGCUUCUUCAUUUGUUUCUCGUUUAUCUGAUCUGGGGUUUUCAGAAUUUUUCAAUUUUCUCUCCCACUUGAUGGAACCCAGAUGUGGAUUUGUCGCUUUCUUCUUCUUCUUCUUCUUCUUCAUCUUCUUCUUUGCUUCAGUUUUUCCCAGUGCAGAGUCCAAGUGCAGCAAGGGCUGUGAUUUAGCUCUAGCUUCUUACUACGUCUGGCCAGGUUCUAAUCUCUCAUUAAUCGCACAACUUAUGCGAUCGCAGCUUGUGACAGAUGAAAACGUCAUCGUCAGCUACAACAAAGACCAAACAAUCAGCAGAGAUUAUGUCCAAUCCACUACAAGAAUCAAUAUUCCAUUCCCAUGUGAUUGUCUUGAUGGUGAAUUUCUGGGUCAUAUGUUUCAGUACGGGAUUAACCAAGGGGAUAACUACACGGAAGUUGCUGAGACGUAUUAUUCAAAUUUGACCACAGUUGAUAUGUUGCGGAAGUUCAAUGGCAACACUAUGCCUGAAAAUGGAACACUUAAUGUUGCCGUUAACUGUUCUUGUGGUAACAGAGAAGUUUCAACUCUCUAUGGAUUGUUCAUCACUUGGCCACUUAGGCCUGAGGAUACUUUGGAGUCAAUUGCCAAUAAUGAGAAACUUGAUGCUGCGUUGCUACAGAGCUAUAAUCCGGGCGUGAAUUUCAGCCAAGGGAGUGGAUUGGUUUAUAUACCAGGCAAAGAUCAAAAUGGAAUCUACGUUCCAAUGGAGUCUAGUUCCGGAUCAGGUCUAUCUGGUGGGGUUAUUGGUGGAAUAUGUAUUGGAGUAGUAGCUGGGCUUCUGCUGCUGGCAGUUUCUAUGUAUUUUGUACAUUUCCAAAAGAAGAAAGACGACACGGAACCACUCUCUCAAGAUUUCCAAGAGUUCUCUGUUCAAGAAGGGAAGGGAUAUGGUGGUCCUACUGGCAUCACAGUAGACAAAUCAGUGGAGUUUUCAUAUGAAGAACUAGCUGCUGCCACAGAUAACUUCAGUAUGGCUAAAAAAAUUGGUCAAGGAGGCUUUGGUGCUGUCUAUUAUGCAGAGCUGAGAGGCGAGAAAGCCGCAAUCAAGAAGAUGGAUAUGCAAGCAACGAGAGAAUUUCUAGCCGAAUUGAAAGUCCUUACAAACGUUCAUCACCUUAACCUGGUGCGCUUAAUUGGAUAUUGCACUGAGCGCUCUCUUUUCCUUGUUUAUGAAUACAUUGAUAAUGGAAACUUAAGUGAACAUCUGCGCGACUCAGGAAGAGAUCCGCUGCCAUGGUCUAUCCGUGUUCAAAUUGCAUUGGAUUCUGCCAGAGGUCUUGAAUAUAUUCAUGAGCAUACAGUUCCUGUGUAUAUCCACCGUGACAUAAAGUCAGCAAAUAUAUUGAUAGAUAAUAAAUUCCAUGGGAAGGUUGCAGAUUUUGGAUUAACUAAACUGACUGAAGUGGGGAAUGCGUCACUUCCAACCGGUCAUCUUGUGGGAACUUUCGGAUACAUGCCUCCAGAAUACGCUCAGUAUGGUGAUGUCUCUCCUAAGGUAGAUGUCUACGCUUUUGGAGUUGUUCUUUUUGAACUUAUUUCUGCCAAGGAAGCCAUUGUCAGGACAACUCAAUCUGAUGCUGACUCAAAGGCCCUUGUAACAAUGUUUCAUGAAGUUCUUGAGCAGCCUGACCCUACGGAAGAUCUUUGCAAAUUGGUUGACCCAAGGCUGGGGAAUGACUACCCUAUUGACUCAGUUUUGAAAAUGGCUCAACUUGCAAGAGCAUGCACGCUAGAGUAUCCCCAACUGCGUCCAACUAUGAGAUCUAUUGUAGUUGCUCUCAUGACACUUUAUUCUUCCACUACUAAUGAUUGGGAUGUCCAGGCCUUCUACAAUAAUCCGAAUCCCAUGAAUCUGAUGUCAGGAAGAUAGAAAUGUUGAUGCAAAUACUUUAAUCUUGCCUUCAAUCUGAGAAACUAUUGAAGCACAAGAUAUCUAUAAAUAGAAUUCUGGUAUUGAUCAUGUAAGUUUCAUUAUGCACAGCGCACAAUGACACAGAGGAUUGUGUUUGGAUUUGGAUCCCCUUAAUUGCUCAAUUAUACAAGAAAAGAGAAAGAUGGAAAUUAAGUGAGAUCGCCGUGUGGGACCCACAUUAAGAAGCACACCCUAACUCUGUCCCUAUUUUCCAUUUACUUGAACAAUUGAGCAGUUGAGGGGAUCUAAUACAAAUCAAGUUCUUCAUGACCAUUAUUAAGACUUUGUUUAGUUACACCUAGUGGAAGGCGUUCCCUUGCUUGUUGUACAAAAAUCUACUGGGGGCUCAAAGGAGCAGCGUAGGAGAGGCAUUAGGGUUAAGAAGAGCUAGGCCAAAGUGAUAUAUUUCUCAUUUCCUUUCUAGAAAAUAAUUUUCCUUAUACUAAACAUUGUCUAAGUCUCACCAUUUUCCCUGGUUUUUCCACUUUUUCCAUCCUUUUCAUUUGAAAUGAUGUUUGAGAUGGAUUGGUUGGCAUUUAUAUUUUGUAAAUUAUUACACGUGUAGCUAGUUUCCUUUCUCUAAGAUUAUAGGUUUUGAUAAUGGAUUGGUUGAUUAGUUGAUGUAUACUCUCUUUUAUUACUAUUUAAUGGUGUAUAUUUCUUCCUUA